AUGCUUUUUGGUAAAACAGAAACACACUCUCAAACGGAAACGGAUUCAGAUACUGUAACAGAUACAGUAACGGACAAACAUAAUUGCCAUGUCGUGGUCAAUGCAGCACUUGACGAGAAAACACGUCAUUUGAAAGAUCAUUAUCACGAACAAAAUGGAAGAGUUCACAGCAAUUGGCGUGACAUCUUACUAUUGUUUUGUUUUGCACUUUUGGCAUUAGUUCCAACCUAUUUAUUGGUAAAAUUAAUUGCCGAAAGGAAAAUUAAAACAUUAAAAAUGUUACAAAGAUGGCUCAAAGGUUCAUCAAAUGUAUCAGGCGACAAAAUAGAGGCACCAUCAGUUAUUUUCACAGUUCCGAUGCCCCCAACAGGACCAUACGGACAACCAUAUUUACCAUUACUAUACAAAGCAACAAAUCUAUUCCAACAGCCACGAGUAAAUGAACGACAUGCAAAUGGACGACGAUCAAAUGAACGUGGUUACCGUUCAAAUAAUGAAGACGAAGAUCGUUAG
Messenger RNA from Didymodactylos carnosus, 513 nucleotides. NCBI's taxonomy places the organism in Eukaryota, Metazoa, Rotifera, Eurotatoria, Philodinida, Philodinidae. The record is from the annotation of a GenBank genome assembly.